AUGAGUAAAGUUCAAGAAGAUGCGGAAGCUGUAAAUAUCAACUCGAAGUCAAAUAUGUCAACUUUAGAAAGGACAAAUGCACUGAGUGUCAUUGCGGCUUCCUACGACGAUGACGUUGAUGAAAAUGAGGACCAGAGUACUCCGAAUAGUGAAGAACAGAAUAAAUUAAUAAGCAGUGAAAUGGUAAUUUGUGAUCAAGAAAAAACUUCUGAAAAUGUAGAGCCAGUUGUUCUCAAAGAAAUUACAGUUGUUGAUCCAGAGCCAGAGUUGUCUAUCGUGAAGGAGCAAAUAACACUAUCUGAUUCUCAGAGACAAAAUUACCGAACUCAAGAUUCGGACAGCUCUGACAGUGAAGAUGAUUCUAGUUCCAGUGAUAGUAGCAGUAGCAGCAGUUCCUCCGAAGCUGAGUCUGAAAACGAGGACAGUGAUAAUGAGAAGGUACAAUCCAACAAAUUUAGAUUUGCAGAUAUCAGUUCCAGAAGUUCUCUGCGACCCUCUGGGCGAAGUAAUAUUUUAUUAGUCGGGUGGGUAGUAGAGCAAAUGGUUGUAGUGACCCCAAAAGCCACUAAACCGACUCUUAAUUUUGACACUAUAUUAUUUGUGGACAAAGGUAAACGUGUCUUGGGGCGUGUGUUUGACGUAUUUGGACCAGUAACCGAGCCUCAUUACUGUGUUAGAUUUAAUAAUGCUCAACAUAUUGAAGAGAGUAAUAUUAAAGUUGGUAUGACAGUUUAUUACUGUCCUAAUACCCCUUAUACAACUCUUGUAUUCAUGACUGACCUUCUCAAAAUGAAAGCAAGUGAUGACGUAGGCGAAGACGAGCAUCCAGAGUUUUCAGAUGAUGAAGAAGAAAAGGCGUACUUUGCUUCUCUUAAACAAAAACAAAGGAAUAAUAAUAAUAAAAAUAAUAAUAAUAGUAAUAGCAAUGGCAACAAUAAUAAAAGUAAUGACACUAAUAGAAGUACUCCGUCGUCGAAGCGUCAGAAGAAAAAUGAUGGAUGGAAGUCUCAGCAUCCUUGGAACAACUCUAGAAGGACGGAUCAGAGAGGACAGAAUUAUCAUUGGUAUCAGCAAGCGCAAAAUCAAAGUCAUUUUUACUCUCAGCCUCAGCCGCAACAAAAUAUGUGGGCGCCAUACCCGAGUAAUGCCCCUAGUAAUCCUUCGUAUCAUUACGGAUAUCAAAAUUGGUACGGGUAUCCCCAAUCCGAGUAUUCAGCUCACCCGUCAUAUCAACAGAAUGUCGAUCUAACGCGACAGCCCGGACCUAGUUUUGCGUGGCAAGCUAACUCGACCUUUACACCCACGCCUACUAAUCCAACCUGGCCCAUACUACCGCCUCCACCUCCUCCUCCUCCUCCUCCUCCUCCUCCUUCUCAACCUUCUCAAUCUCCGACGUCUCCAGGUACGUAGAUCCUACUACUAAAUUCAACGAAAUUACAAAUCGAUUUGGUGUAAAUAAUUCACUGGAAAAUU
Molecule: messenger RNA, 1473 nt
Organism: Cotesia congregata
Lineage: Eukaryota; Metazoa; Arthropoda; Insecta; Hymenoptera; Braconidae
Source: the annotation of a GenBank genome assembly